This is a messenger RNA of Dermacentor albipictus, 996 nucleotides long. Its product is annotated as U8 snoRNA-decapping enzyme-like. Gene Ontology annotation, molecular function: snoRNA binding; phosphodiesterase decapping endonuclease activity. Gene Ontology annotation, biological process: sno(s)RNA catabolic process; mRNA catabolic process. The record is from RefSeq and is a predicted model, not a curated record. NCBI's taxonomy places the organism in Eukaryota, Metazoa, Arthropoda, Arachnida, Ixodida, Ixodidae. Gene Ontology annotation, cellular component: nucleus.
ACCGUGUACCCAUUCAACCGUUGUCUGGUACACUCUAGUGACACAUAGGCUCCACCGGCCGGCUGAAACAAUAUCGCUGCGCUGGAUCCUCUCCAAUUUGCGAACGCUGCAGCUAUACGGGGAAUCCCACCGACGGCGACGACGCAGUGCGAAGCCAUGGACAAAGCUGAGCCGGAGAAGCACCCGCUGGAUCUGAGCAUCGUACGGAACCUGAACCUGAACCAGAACGGUUUCGAGGCGUGCGGCCUGUCUGAGGCCCUGGCCACGGGAUACCGGAACGCAGCGCACGCCAUGCUUUGGGCUCCUGCCGACGUGCUCGUUAUGCAGCGCUACCAGCAGAAAGCAACAAUCCUGGCGGUGGUGCGCUUCGACGGUUACCUUGGCUUCCCUGGAGGCCUGGUGGACCCGGGCGAGAGCCCAGCGCAAGCCGUGAACCGGGAGCUGCGCGAAGAGCUGAACGCGGACACCUCUAGGUUCUGGGCCACCGAGGGCGACCACGUGAUCAGCUUCCGGCAGCAGGAGCGCCGCUUCGCGUGCCACUUCUACGCACUGCGCGUGUCGGCCGACGAGCUGCUGGCCACCGAGCGCGCCGCCAUCGGCAGCCGGGAGCACGGACACGAGACGCUGGGCAUCUUGCGGGUGCCCCUCUACACCAUGGCCGACGGAGUGCGGGGCCUGCCGGUGUUCCUCGCGCAGCGCUUCGCCGGAACCGCGCGCGAGCAGCUGCUCUACGCGGCCGUCAGGCUCGGCUUGCUGGACGAGGCCGCGGCGCGCACCGCCCUCGGCCAGAGCGAGACCGCGUUGGCCAAGAGCAGGUAGCACUCGCGGAAACGAAUGGGCUCCGCCGGAUUUCCACUGUGCAGCGAUUCGGGUGCCGGUGCAGUUAUGGACAGCGAUGAUCAAGUUUAGCCUGUCUGGCUUGAUUGCCGUGCGGGCCUGCCUUCUUUGUAGCUGGCGCGCGAACGAACGAAUAUUACGCACGCUUGUUAAUAUAUA